This is a messenger RNA of Plasmodium falciparum 3D7, 3711 nucleotides long. RefSeq names its product tetratricopeptide repeat protein. Lineage: Eukaryota; Apicomplexa; Aconoidasida; Haemosporida; Plasmodiidae. The record is from RefSeq and is a predicted model, not a curated record.
AUGAUAAAUGCAGAGGGAAAUAAAUAUGAACUACCAAAAGAUGAGGAGAUAGAAGAUUUUUUACAAAAAGUAGAAGAAGUAAGCAAUAAAAUCAAUGGGUUAAUCAAAGGGACUAUAAGUAUUGAAGAGCUAGACAAAGAAGAGAAGAAGUUACGUUUAGAAAAAAGAAUAAAAGAAAUUAAGGAAGAAGAAAAAAAAGAAUAUGAAAAGAAAAGAUUUCUUAUGGGUAUAGAAGGAAAAGGUAAUGAAGACAAUUAUUUAUUUUUUUGUUCUUUUUGUUUUAUUUUAUAUAAUUAUGAUUUGACAAAUUGUGUACGAUGUAAUAAAAAAGUUAUAAGCAAAGAAAAAAGGAAAAAGGAAAUAAAUGAUAAAGUACAAAAGUAUAAAAUAUUAAAAAAUAAAAGAAAUAUUAGAAGAAAUAGAUGGAAUACAUAUUUAAAAGAACAAGAAAAAAAAAAUAAUAAACCAACAUAUAAAAAUUAUACAAAUUAUGAAAAAUGGAAUCAUUAUGAACCAAGUUCAGAUACAUUUGAUGAACAUGAAAAAAUGUUAUGUCUACCUAAAAAUAAUGAACAAUUCAAACAAUUCGAAAAUAAAUUAAAUCAAGAUAUACAAAAAAAAAAAGAUAGACAACAAAUUGCAUAUUCUAUCAAAAUAAAAGGAAAUGAAUAUUUUAAACAAAAAAAAUAUAUACAUGCUAUUGAAUGUUAUAAUAAUGCAUUAGAUUUAUGUAAAGAUUAUUUAGAUUUAUAUGUUAAUAUAGCCCUAUGCCAAAUUAAAAUAUAUCAAUAUGAAAAUGCAAUACUUAAUUGUAAUCAAGUUAUUCAAUAUUAUAAUACUUUCCGAACAGAUCUCAAAUUUAAUCUAUCCAUUAUUUUUAAAGCUUAUGCAAGAAAAGCUCUAGCCCUUUUUAUAUUAUUUCAAUUUAAAGAUUCAUUAACAAAUUUUACUCAAGCUUUGGAAUUUAAUAAAAAUGAUGAACAAGUCAAUGAAUAUAUACAAAAGUGUAAACAUAUUUUAAAUGAUCAACUUAACUCCCACUAUGGUCAGAAGCAAAUACAAUAUCUUUCGUGUGGUAAUCCUUCUCAUGCAAAAUUAAAAAAUGCACAAAGUGAACCAGAAGCAAAACAAACCAAACAAAAUAUAGAAGGUGAAAAAUGUGUGGAGAAUAAAAAAAAUAUGGAAUGUGAGGAAAAUAAAAACAAUAUAGAAUGUAUAGAAUGUGUAGAAUGUGUAGAAUGUGUAGAAUGUGUAGAAUGUGUAGAAUGUGUAGAAUGUGUAGAAAGUGUGGAAAAUAUAAAAAAUGUAGAAUACAAUAAUAAUGACACAAAUAUUCAUAUACCGUUCAAUUCAAAUAAUCAAAAUAAUGCUUUCCUUUUACACAAUUUAAAAAAUUCAGAGAUAAACAAAAAUAUCAUGAUGGAAUUGUCAAAAAAAGAUAUUAAUAAAGAACCAAACCUUUUUAUCAUCCAUUUAAAAGGAAUAAGAAAGAAUAUAAAAAAAGAUGAAAUAACAAAAUUAAUAUUCUGCUCUCAUGUAUAUGAUUUAGAAAAGGAGGAUUAUAAUAAUCCGAAGCAAUCAACAAAAAAAAGAAAAUACAUAACUAUGUUAUCUUUCUUUGCUGAUAAACUGAAUGAUAUAUUAUUCUAUAUAAAAAGGAAAUCACAAAAUAAUGAUUGCUUAUUCUAUACACAAAAUAUAAAUAAUAAAAUUUUCAAAAUAAACAAAAAUGUUAAAAAAUGUACACAUUUAAUUAUUGAUAUCUUAAUAUUCAUACUUGAAAAUCAUUUUUAUUAUGCAGAUUUCUGCUUAAACGCUAUCAAACCCAUUUUUACCUUUUACUUUUUAAGAAAUGUAAAAGUAUCAAAGUGCCUCCAUCUCUUAUAUUCUAUCAUAUCUAAUAAUAAUGAAGGAAAAAAAAUGAUUUGCCAAAUGUUAGAAGAGAAACAUAUCAUUUUAAAAGAACUAUUUAACAAAUUAAAUAAUUUUAUCCUACAUGAAAGAAACACAUAUACAAAUGAAAAAAUUAAAAUAAUGGAAAAUUUAAAAACUCAUAUAUUAACAUGUACAUAUGUGAAAAAGUACCUGAACGUUCAGGAAAUAAAUGAAUUAGCUAGCCAAAAGUCAGAAUUUAUGAAAGAAAAUGAAUAUAAGAAUAUGGAGCACAUGGAGGAGUACAUAAAAUCUAAUGAGAAAGAAAAACUGGGAUACAAUACAAAAAUAAAUAAAGAGAUGAAGAAAAGAAAUAGUGAUAAAAAUUAUGAUAAUAUUUUAUUAUAUGGUUAUGAAAAAAAGAAGGAAAUAUGUAUGUCUGUUUUGAAGGAUAUUAUGUCUAUUGAUAUGUUGAAAAAGGAAAAUGAAAAUAAUAGAUCAUUAAUAAAUGAAGCAUCAAAAGGUUCUUUAUUUUGUAAUAUUAAUGAUAUGGAAAAAAGGGUAGAAACAUAUAUAAAAAAUAUUAUGAAAAAUACGAUGAAAAAUCAGGAUGAAGAACAAAACGAAUGUUUGACUUUGUUCAGUUUCUUAUCAUAUUUAAUUGUAUUUCCAAACAUUCUGAAUAUUAUUGAAAAAUGUUGCAUGCAAAAUAUGAUAAAUAUUAUAAUUUACAUAAAUGAAAAAAUGUAUGAUUAUAAAAAUAUGAAAUGUAACUAUAUAUUAUUUUUAUUAAAUUUCGUAAGUCACAUCAAAGUUCGUCCUUUUAUAUUGACAUGCUCAUUAUCAAAUAUGCUUUUUUAUAUAGAGAAGAAUGAAAAUGAUAAUUUACUGAAAAAUAUCUUAUCCGUACUUUUUAAUUUAACAAUAACAUGGCUAAACGAAAUGGAUAGCAAGAAUUUUAUUGUUUUAUCAUAUUAUGGAGAAAUAAAAGAAAGUACAUUUCGUAAAUUAAUUAAUGCUAUGGAAUCAACAGAUAAGCGUGUGUGUGAAUUGUCUAUGAUACUUUUAUCUAGAUUUUAUUUAUACAUGUAUUGUUUUAAUGAUAAAAUAAAAGUACAGAAAAACAUAAGGGAUACUAAAAAUAAACCAGAUGAUGUAUUAGAGCAGGUGCCUUUAAUAUUUAACAAGGAUGGUAUAGAUAUUAAACAUUUCUAUGAUGAAAAGACACAACAAAAAAAUGAAAGUUUAAUGAAUAAAUUAAAAGAAAAAAUAAAGAAAGAAAAUGAAAAAUUAUAUGAACUAGAUAAUAUAUCAUUUUUAUAUUUAAAAAGAAAUAUUAUGAAUUGUUUAUCAAUAGUAAAUAUACAAAAUGAUCUUCUAAUAAUAAAUGCAUGUAUAAAACUUGUAUACAAUUUAUCGAUAUAUACAAAUUUUAUAUUUAAAAAUAUAAUAUAUGAUCAAACAAAUACAAAUGAAUAUUACUUUAAACAAUUAAUAAGUCAAAUUUCUUCUAUCCUUUUGGAUAUUACACUGGACGAAAAAGAAAAGAAUGUCAACAAAUCAAUAUAUGUAUUAAUAAAUAAUAUUAUCAUGUUCUUUAUUCAAAGCUUAAAAUUUAUUUGUAUACAUAACAUCCAUAAAGAAGAAUCUAUAUAUAUCAUAAGAACAAUUCAAAGCAUUAUUCCUUAUGCUAUCAAAAUUUCAAAUAGUAAUGAGAAAAAAUUGAAUAAAAAUAUUUCCAUGUUUGUAUCAUAUUGUUUUUUGAAUAAGGAUUUAAAAAAAACAAUACUUGAGUUAUAUGAUAAUGAUAUAAGGAAAGUGGAGCACUUAAUAAAAUAA